AUGGAAUAUGAAAGAAUAUCCUCAUUAAUCGAAAAAUUUAAAAAUGAUAAAUAUAUAUUAAAAGCAUAUAAUAAAAUAUAUGAUUAUAAUAAUUGUAAAAUUUAUAGAAAUGUAAAAAUAGAAGAUAUCGAAAACGAGAAAUAUAAUGAUGAUUUAGAGUAUAGUGUAUUUAAAAACAAGUUCAUUGAAAAAAAAGAUAAAGAUGAGAAAGAUAAACUAAAACAUAUUAUUGAAAUUAUUAAUCAGACAUUAUAUAUUUAUACAAAUGAAACAUUAAAUAAAUUUAGUGAAAAUAGCAAAGAACUCUUGGAUAUAUAUAACCAAAUAGAUAAUUGCAAUAGUUUAUGUUCCGAUAUAGAUGUAAUAUUAAAUAAGCAUAAAAAUGAUAUAAAUUUUAUUUCUAAUGAUAUAAAUAAUAUUCAAGAGCUAACUGAAAAUAUGAAUGACAAAUUAAAUAAUAGAAAACUAACACUAGAAUUAUUAAAUACAUAUAUUAAAAUUAUUUUGGUAACUCCUAAACUAGUAUAUGAUAUAUGUAAUGGAGAAAUUAAUGAAAAUUUUAUAAAAAAUGUAAAUAUUUUAACAAAAAAAAUAGAAAAUUGCAAACAUUGCUUAUAUGAUUCGUAUCCAAGUAUUAAAUUUUCUUACAUAGAAUUAGAAAAAUUAAAAAAUAAAGCCGUUGAGAGAAUUUAUAUAUUUUUUCUUUACAAAAUUAAUGAUAUAAAAAAUAAAAAAAUUAAUAUUCAUUUAAUUCAGCAAAACUUAAUCAAGUUUCAUGAAUUGAAUAGUUUUUUAUAUAAUAAUAACAGAAAUGUAUAUAACUACUUGGUAAAGGAAUAUGUUAAUGUUAUGAAUAGAACGUAUCAUAAUUUAUUUAAAAAUUAUAUUGGAGACUUAGAAAAAAAAAAAAUAGAAUUUAUCAAUGUGUUAACUAUAGGUUUCCUGAGUUAUUAUAAAAAUGAUAAUAAUGCAACUUUACUAUCAGCAAAAAACAAAAUGAUGAAUAUGCUUGGUUUUAAUUUAAAUAAUAAUAAUAAGAAUGAUAAAAAAGAAAAUUUAUUUUUAUUAAAUAAUAGAAAUAAGAUAUUAAAUGAUUUAGAUUAUCAUUCCAAUAAUGAUUCUGGCAAAUCAUCUUUACCUGUUAUAUUUACAACAGAUAAUUCUCAAUAUUAUUUUGAAGAAAUUUAUAAAUCUAUUAAUAAAUUAUUUCUAGAUACAGGAACAGCAGAAUAUUUAUUUAUUUCAAAUUUUUUUAAAAAUUAUGAAAAUCAGGAUUUUUUGUUUUUAGAAAUAUAUUCCAAAACAAUAACUUUAUGCUUUGAUUUUAUUUAUUAUUAUAUGAAUGACACUUUUGAUUUCAUUUCUCUUUUUUUCAUUUAUAUAAUUAAUUUACAAAAUGGAUUUACAAUUAGAAAUAGAAAUAUAUUUUCAUUAUAUGAAUUUAUUGAUAAAAUUCAAAAUUUGUUAUGGAAAAAAAUAUAUCUCAUUAUUGAUCAGAAUAUUAAAUCAUUAAAUUAUAGAAAUCAUAAUAUGAAUGAUUUAACAAAGAAUUCUAAUAAAAAAACUAUUUAUAAUUUUAUAUACACAAAUAAAAUUAAUAAUGAAAAUAAAAAUUAUAACACAAUUGUAAAUUAUGAUACAAGUAAUAAUCCCAAUUCGAAUAUUAGAUUAAAUUCUGAUUUAGAAGAAAAAGAAAAAGAUAAUAUGCAAACUUUUCAGGAAAUUAAUCAUAAUGAAAUAACAAAAAAUAAUUUCACUAAUUCAUUAAAUGAUAUAGAAAAAAAUCAAAUGAACAAUUCUUCUACCUAUAUUAAAACUCAAACACAUUACAUUACUAAAAGAUUUUCUGAUUUUUAUUCCUCAUUUAUUAUAAUGAGUGACUUAUGCUUUAAGUAUGAGAAAUAUUAUGUUGAAAAAUAUUCUGAAAAAAAAGAUGGUCAUAAUAAUAAAAUAGAUGAAGAUAAUGAAAAUUUAUUAAAUUUAGAAAAAAAAAAAAAGAAAAAUUGUAACAAAAUUUCUUUGAAUAUUCACGAAGAUAUUUCAAAUAAAAAUGAUGAUACUUCAUCUUAUCAGUGUGAAAUGAAUGAAUUGAAAUAUGAAAAAAGCGAUAAUGAGAAGGGAAAUAAUGAAAAGGGUGAUGAUAAUUUAGAUAAAGUGAAUGUAACAAACUUAAAAAAAAAUAAUGAUAUUGGAAUUAGUUUAAAUAUUGAUAAUAAUCCGAAAGAUAUUAGCGAUCAUAUACCUAUUGUUAAUUAUUCAAAUACCAAUAUUGAUAAUUUAUCUAUUCCUAAUCUUCCAAAGCUUAGCGAUGAUUUUAUCAAUGAUAAUAGCAUAAAUGUCGAAUGUAAUACAAAAAUUUCUGAUAUCUCUAAUAAUGAUAAUAAAAAAAGUCUAAUAACUGAAAAUAUUGUCAAUGAUUCACUUUUAAAAAAAUCAAAUGAUCAUAAAAAUAAUUCAUAUCUUUUAAAAGAAUUGGACAAAAAAAAUUCAGAAGUAACAAAUUAUGAAGUAAAUGAAAACAAAACCGACGAUUUUGAAUCAAAAUAUAAGAAUUUAGGUAAUUUUGUAUUAAAACUAGAAGAAGCUAUUGUAGAUGCAUUGGUCAAUUUAAGCAAAGAAUUUUCAUACACAAAAGAUAAAUUAUUAUUUUUAAUUAAUAAUUAUUACCACAUUAUAUAUGUUUUAAAAGAAAAUGAAAUAAAUGAAGAAAAAAUUAUAAAAUUUGAAAAGUUAUUAGAAAAAGAAACAUCAUUAUAUAUUGAUCAUCAGCUAAAUGAGUAUAUUAAAGAAAUAAUAAUCUUUGUAAAUAAACAUGAAAACAUAAUUAAUAAUUUAAAGGAGGAGGAAGAUAAUAUAAUAUCGUAUAUUGAUGUAAAAUCAAUGGAAAGUAUAGCUGUUAAUUUUAGUAAAGAAUGGAAAAAUUUACUUAAGGAAAUAAAACAAAAUGUUAUAAAUUCCUUCACAAAUUUUGACAAUUCUUUAAAUAUAUUGAAAUUGUUAAGCACAAAGGUUCUUUUAUAUUAUACGAGAUAUUACCAGCUGAUAAAGAAAGUUUUUUCUAAUUCCCAAAUACCAAUUUAUAUUCAGAAAUUACCAUCUGUUGAUAUAGUUCUAACACAAAUUAAAAAGAAUUCCAAGAAUUCAGAUACCUAA
Molecule: messenger RNA, 3153 nt
Organism: Plasmodium relictum
Lineage: Eukaryota; Apicomplexa; Aconoidasida; Haemosporida; Plasmodiidae
Gene: VPS52
Product: vacuolar protein sorting-associated protein 52, putative
Exons: 1
Coding region: 1-3153 (1050 amino acids)
Biological process (GO): endocytic recycling; retrograde transport, endosome to Golgi; Golgi to vacuole transport
Cellular component (GO): GARP complex
Molecular function (GO): syntaxin binding
Source: RefSeq, a predicted model, not a curated record